UUUGUUUUGAUUCCGGCUCAGUCCUUCAACAGACGCACGUGCUCUACUUUUCGUCGUUUCGGUUAAUAAUGGCGAAUGGAGACUUUCAAAUAUCGUCCAUUAUUGAAACGUCCAAAUGUAUGGGAAGUGAGAAAAUUACUGAAAGGAGGAAAAGUGCAGAAACCCUUGACAUCUUGUUGAGCAAUCAAAAUUACAUUGCAAUACUGGAUGAUAAUACUGAUGCAAGUCAUGGGUUUACUUGGAACAAUGUCUUCGAUGCGGCCAUUGCUUACAUGAGCAAGGAGGUGGAGAAAUUCAAGCAAGAUGAAGCGAAAGGAAAAGUACUUAGUCAAGCUCAGAAGACGUUAAGAGAAAAUCAUCUUAAACUCAGUGCAAGUAGUCUGUUGAAUGUGAUUGUUUUGGCCGGUGAACGAAAACCUAGACUUGAUGUGGAUAUAGUACUUCACCACUGCUUGACUGCAUUAAAGGACCCAUUCAUGCUUGAAAAAUUUGGCAGGGAUCACUUAACUGCCCUAAAUCGUGAAAUAUUAUCCAAAAGAGGAUACUGGUCAAAAUUAAAACCAAAUUCUUGGCUGAGUAUCUUUCUCAUGAGCUUGAAAAUCUUACGAAGCCACAUUCCCAACAAUGUUACUUAUGUCUCCAUAGCUAGUCUUCUAAAUUAUGUCAUGCAUCAUGGUACACUCCAAUCAGAUAUUUCACUUAAAGUGAGAAAAAAGCUGCAAUUUUUUAUUGAAAACCUGAACAACAAAGCCAUGCUGCAAAAAGAGCAUCAUCUAAUCAAGAUCUGGAUCGAUUCAGCCAUUCAGCUUGCGUUUUCUGUUGGUUCUGAAGAUCGUUUUCUUUUGUGCCAGCUGACCGAAACCACGCUUAACACAUUCCUUGAUCUUUGCCACGAUCAUUUAGAGGACAUUGAAUUAAUUGUUCAGUUCUCGAUUCUGGCUAUGGUCGCCCAUCAUCCCUGCGGAGUCGAAGCCAAUGAGAUUGGUUUUAUGGUGGCGGGAAGCCCAGAUGAUUGGUUACGAACUAUGCGCCGAUUGCACAGUUUGAUCGACUUUGUCGUUAAAACAAACACCCAACGAAACAGGACGGCAGAGAAAAAGGUCCUUGAAUUGGAACCAAACACAAUUACGCUGGCUGUACGUGUAGCUCGCCAAAUCUUCUCCUCGUCAGAUUUGACCAUGGAUGUCACUCGAAUGGGCAUCAUGGAUGAAACAUCUACUUCCCAAAUUUCUGGCCCGUCAGCCAAGAAGAAACGCUUGAUGUCGGGCCUUUCGGAGUUAACCGAUCGCUUAAGAACGAUGGGGGCCACCAGUGAAUCCAUUCCCUUGCUCCAAAUCACAACGCAUUUGGUCUUAAUUUAUCCUGAUUUUCCUCAGACUCACGAGAUGAAAGAGUUUCUGGACUACGUGGUCGACGUCACUCACGAUUGCCGCAAAUACGAAAUGAUGUCCCACUGCUUUAAACUGUUUCGGAUAGUUUGCAUCUCGUUGUUCGAACGGCGUCAAGACAGCAAGGAACUGCUCCAGUCCUCUCUCCAGCUAGAUAAUGUAUCCAAACUAUGGGAAUCGAUUUGGAAAUGUGUGGUUGCUCAUCAGUGCCACCAAGAGAGUUUCCUUCUGAUCGCGACUUUGCUACUUUAUCGAAUUGCAUCAGAACCAAUGGCUCGUCAAAUCGCUCAAGUCCUAGGCCGGCCUGGUGGUUCCGUACCAUGCGAUCGUCAUUCCAUGCUUUGCCUUGCUGCUUUUCUGCAUCGUUACACUCUUCCCGAUCAGGGUUUCGUUCAGCCAUCUGAGAGUAAGGACAGAAAUUCAUCAAGCUUUAAUUGGAAUGGAUUGGGAGAUCCAGUCGGAGACCGAUCCAUCCGCUCUUUGCUAACUGAAUGGCUAUUGAAUUGCAAGAGUAAAGAGUACGGUACUAGUACGGCCAACCUCCACUUCAGGUUACUGGCUGCUCUCGCUAUGAAACAGCCAAUCGUCCAAAAUAUCGACAUACCCUCUCAUCUCGUGCAACUUAGUGCUCCGAUCCAGUUCGACUCUGAAUGUCACCGUUUGGAGUCCAAAUUUCGUUUCGUCGAGUUGUUGGAUCAAACAAAUCUACUAGAACUGUCAAAACCCAUCACAUCACGGCCACUAGCUAGCUGCCCGAUGUCCUCAACGAUUCUGGUAGAUCAACUCUGCUUGAUGAACGAUCUCUGUGUCCGAAUGGCGCUGAAUUUAGAAAACUACAACAAAAUAACCAGUGAAAUGCUUUCGGCUUUAAAUGACGCCAUUUGCUUCCUGUCAUUAGUUCGCAAUGUCGUUCUGUCGGGUUUGCUUUCCGACACGUCCAAACUUCGUGAAAAUGCUUUACCCCUUCUGAAAUCUAUUUGCCGCUUAGUCUUGUCAGAAGACUCCGUCUAUUCUCGUCAGUGCCUCCAAAAUUUUACAACCCUUCUCGACAUCGAAUUAGCUGGACAGGCAGGUGAAGACUUUCUCCGUCGGGCGAUCUGGGACCUGUGUUUCAGCAAACUUGUAAACGCCUCAUCUCGAGCCGAGUCACGAGAUGACACUUUUGGCGAAAUCCGCCGAGGUGGCGCUAGUCACCCUUCAGUUCAGAUCGCCGAUCAAACUCAAGAAGAGAAAAGAACCAGUCUGUUUGACUCUUGCAUUUUGACAGACGGCGAAGCGUGGCAAGUGGACUUUUAUCGUCUAUUAUCCACCGUCUCUAGUCCAGUCGAUCAUUCUGAAGCGAUUCGUCCCGAUUAUUGUGCUAUGAAGACGGAUCUCAUGCAUGCGUUAUCCAACGCUGGAACAGAUCCGACCUCCUAUUAUCAUCUUCAGUUGGGCUUCUGUUUACUUCGAACCUAUAUCCGGGCUCCCUUGGAAGCGCUAGAUGCCAUUCUCGUCAUGGAUCUAGUCGACUUGAUGUCGGGGAUAGGACUCCAAUUCAUUUACGACUACGAAUCCGCAGAGGCCGUUCUCCAUUUGCUGCCUCAACUCACCGCACAUGUUUCCAAUGUCGGUUGCUCCUCUUCAAAAGCCAAAAUCAUCAGUUUAUUCCUUCGGUUCCAGACAGAUAUUCAAGACGAAAUGUUCGGCCCGCCAGUUGAAGAAGCCUUUUACCGAUGCCUUGCCAACCUUUCGCCAUCAGCCAACUGGCUCAAAUGGGGAGCUGGGACUAUCGAAGCAACCGGCAUUUCGCCAAUCUGUUUGGAAGCAUUGGCUGGAUUAAAUCGUCCGUUCAAUUCCACAGUGAUAGCUACCUGUCAGGCGGUCCAACAGCUAUUUGACUACGGUAACAUCACGUCGACAAGUUGGCAGGACAGUCUUUUGGCUGCUCUUUCAUCAUCAAUAGUCACCAAAGAAUUAACCGCAGUGGAUGAGCAGCGAGAUGUAACCACCCGAUCUGCAUCGAUCCUUCAGCUGCUGAGUUCUAUCAUCGUGAAAAGUCCUUGGGCGGAGAAGACCACCUUAGUUAUGAUGCUUCGUUUUGCUCGUUAUCAUUCAAUUGAAACUGAAACUGUUCGACGUGCCCUAGAACUGGCCGCCCGCCAACUCAAUUUAGACUGUUAUGCCUGGCUUGAUUCUCGACUCGAGUUUCUUCUGGAUCGGUGGUUCGAAACUGAAGAAUUGGAGAACUUUCCGUUCGGCAUUUACCAUUUUUCCAACUUGACCAGUUUCCUAGAUAAACACAAAAAUGUCAUCGUACCCAUGGUAUUCUUGAAAAAAGAUUCCCAAAAAGUUGUGAACGUAGCGGAUUUAAUGGGUUUGAAUGUCGCCGAUUUGUUGUGCGAAAAUCUGGCCCCUAUAGUGGCUAAAAUCUUGCCGCGACUUUCCGAAGCCAAGCUGAAAGGAUCUGAAACGCCGGUAACGCUGAAUCGUUUUGCUCAAACCAAAUAUCAAGAGAUCCAACAACUUAUUCAGGAUAAAAGUCGCAUCAGUCAAGCCCUGAAAAACAACUUACUGGAAUUAGUAAUUCGCUUGCUCUGUAGUGUUCACGAUUCCAACGUAGCUGCCCAACUAUUUGGCCCUGAAAUAGUUCUUCCGCUGACUGGAUCCUUCCGGUUCGAGAAAUCCGCCGUCAUCGAAGCUAUUCGACACUUUUCGCCCGAUGUUAUCGCUGAUGCCAACGUUGAACCAUUUGAACAUCUUGCCCUUUGGACUGCAACAAAUCCGUGGGAAGUCCAUACUCUGCUGGUCGAGUUGUUUGUCGCCUAUGAGACAGGCUGUCGAUUGACGGACAAGCAGCAAGCGCUAGUCAACCUGGCAAUAGCAUCUGAUUUGCUAGUCAACUCCACGGAAGAAAAUCAACAGACGAUGCUCUACUACGUUUUCUAUUCUUUGGUUCACCGGAUGGGGCAUAUAAUCCGCCAGGAGAAGACGGACGAGACUCUACGUCGAGGUGCUUUGAUCAUCGUGAAAGGAAUUAUUGUUAAGGUCAUGAAUACCUGUCCGGAUAUUGUUGCCCAGCUCUUGGUGACGAUUGUCGGCUUUGUUACGCCUCUAGCGAAAGCUUCCGGAAGACUCCAAUGGCUCGCCAUUGAAAUCCUGGAAUACCUUAUCGUAGAACAUCGAAAGGAAAUUGGAAAUUUUACCGAUCAAUUGAGCCCGUUUCCUAACUUGGAACAGUUUGCCCACUUGAGCAGAGCACUGGAAGAGAGCAAACAGAACCGAAAUCGCACACUGGACGAAGAGAUUGGCGUCUUUUUGGGGCUGGUGGAUCAGUUAGAUCACGACAACAUUCCAGUCGAAAGUGUAGAAAAUUUAGCCAAAUUGCUGGCCAACCGGAAGAAGGAAGUGAUGCAACUUUACGCUCAGUUGGAAAAUAGAAACAGCUCGUCUUCAGAUUGUAUCCGCAGCAGUCUACACCGCCUCAUCUGCAGUUUGAUUCAACUGGGCAAAACAAAGCCGAUUUUAGUGGAAGCAGUCGCUGCCGCUUUAGGAGAACUGGGGCCGUCCGAUCUGACGACUUUGAUCCUUCAACCGGACACACCUGUUCCAGAUACGACAACCAUUCAGGGUCAAAUGGAAAAUCACGCUCAGGGUAGCUCCACGCUCCACUUAGCUGUGACCGUCUUCCCUAUGUUAGUGCGGUACUUGUUUGCCGAUGAGUGCCCACUACUCAGUGUUUCCGGCCGAGUGAUGCAAGCUGCCAUGGAUAGCGUAGAAGGUCAAAACUUUGUCCAACUGUCAAAAAAGUAUUCAUGGCCAUUGCGCAAUCUGCUCAUACCAUUCCGAUCCAAAACUCCAAAAGAAAAGAAAAGUCUCUUUAUGGAUACCCAGUACUUUGACAACAACAUCGACGACUUGCUGUGGACGCAAGCUGGACACUCUUGGAUAAUCCGGUUGACUUGCACGAUGAUUGGAUCGUUCCGAACCCCCAAUUUUUUCGCUAAUCUUUUGCCCGUUUGCCGUCUCCAAUCGGAUUUCUGCUCUGUUUUGUUGCCGUUUGUCGUUCGUGCAAUGCUGUCGUGCGGAGAAGAGCGCAUAAGAGAUGUCCUCUCAACACACAUCAACAGUGUUCUUGCCGGGCCCUACAAGAUGGCCGAACCGUCGGUCAAGACAGUACUUCAAGUUGUCCAGCACCUGCGUUCACAGAAAAGCGACAAAAAAACCGUUUCACCCUGGGAACGUAAUUUCCGACUCGCUUUGAAUUACUACGAUGUUGCCCGAGCAUCUCAGUCAUGCAGCGCCUAUUUCAGCACGAUCAUGUACGCCGAGAUUUGGCUGGAUCGAUUGAAUAUUAUUGGCCACUCUGAACCUCUGAGUGACGCUGGCGUUAGCGGCUAUCGGAAAAUGCAUCCAGUUCAGGACCUGCUGUUUGAAGCUUAUACCUGCACGGGUGAGCCGGAUGGUCGAACUGGAUUUCAAUGUUUACCUGACAUCCGCCGCUACGAACAAGAAUCGGAUUGGUUCCGAGCUCUAGAGUUUUACGACGCCCAGGGAUCCUACACGGAUUCAGAAGAUCAACAGAUGUUGACAUUCUCUGCCUUGUCGCGUUGCGGACUGUACCGAACUUUGUCCGAUGUCACCUCCAAUCACGACAGCCCAGCCGUCAGGGAAUACCAAUACGAAUGCGCUUGGCGUCUUUCAAACUGGAGCCAACAUCGCGAAACGGACAUGGAAGAGAAACCAGGAUUUCAGCAAUUGCUCUUCAAUUCACUUGUGGCUUUGAAACAAGGUGAUCAAGCAGAAUUAGUUCACAGCGUGUCCCAGUCCCGUUCCCUCGUUAUUGAGAAGCUCUGUCAGACCGGCAGUUUGGAAAGUUGCCGAAUUAUUUAUCCUUCCUUGACGCUGUUGCGAAUGGUGUGUGAUGUGGAGGAUAUCGACCAAUGCGACAAGAAACUUUCCUCACUUCAAGAAAAGUGGGCCCAGGAUCGGUUACCCGUUAGCGAUUUCAGCUACUUGGAGCCAAUUUUGACUCUUCGGGCCGUCAUGUUGAAAGAACUUUUUCCGCGUUCUUCUGAAACCAGAACAGCUUUAGUCAACACUUUGUUGGAGACUUGUCGUAAAGCCCGUCAGUAUGGAAACUAUCCAGUUGCUGGGCGUUGCCUUUCGCAACUCUCGACGCUUCCAGAUCUCAGUCGAGAUCUUAAAAUGAAAUUCAGUCUGGAGAAGGCGCUGACCGAAUGGCAGCGCAAAGACGGAGAUCGAGCACUAAAUACUCUGCGUUCCUUGGCCACAGUUUUGAAAGACGAUACAAUCCCUCAUCCGAUUUACCCGAGGGUUUUGAAUCUUCUCGGCCAAUGGCUGCACGAAACCCGCUCUGAAAAUCCUCGACAGAUUCUUUCCCUCUACUUUCGUAAAUCGCUGGAAGCAGCCCUGGCCACCCAAACACGUCAAAAAUGGAGCGGAUUAGAUGGCAAAGAAAAUCCUUCAUCGCACCACGUAUCCGAUGCGCGCCAAGUCCUGGCGGCUUACGCCGAUUCCCUUUACAAAGACCUUCAAAGCUACAUUGAAUCAAGAGACUUUGAAACGCAGCAAAAACUGGCCAAGAUCCGCCAGGGCAAAGCGGCCGAGCUGAAGAAAAUGAGAGCCAGCGCACCGGAUGAGAACAAAGAUGAAGUCAGGCGAGCCAAUCUCUUCAUGACCAACGAAACUACAAAUGACAUGAGUGAAUUUCAAACCUUGUUCACAGAGAGGGAAUCGUACUUACUGGAAGCCGCCGAGAAUUAUUUGGUGGGAAUUCGAGAGGAAGCGGGAGGAGAAAACACCAACAUUUCCUACGAUAAGAGGAUUUCGCGUUUGAUUUCUUUAUGGUUCGACAACAGAACCAACGUGAAACUGACUGAGCUGAUGAUGGCUUGGUUACCCAAAAUACCAUCGUAUCAUUUUAUACCCGUUCUUCCACAAUUGGCUGCUCGGCUUGUGUCCAAACUGAAUCCGCAACUCUAUCACGACGAAUUCCCCAAACUGUUGCAAAAUUUGAUUGAAAAAUGCGCCCUGGAACAUCCACACCAUACGCUUCCUGUCAUCUUAGCUCUGGCUAUGACCAACAAAGAUAAGGAAAUUGAAGAAACUUCCCGGUCAGCGAAUCAACGUCCGGAUGAGGAUCGCGUGACGGCAGCGAAGAAAUUGAUCCAAAAAGUCGGCAAGCGACCAGAGGAAGGACUUCGCUGCAAGAAACUGGAACAGCUGCAUUCCAGUCUGAUCCGGUUGGCAAAUAAAGAAGUCAACGUCAAGGAUCGUAGUGUUGACGCUUUGAAAAUUCCAGUCGAAUUGAGUAGCAUGAACAAUCUGGAAGAUGUUGCUGUUCCCACUUUCUCCUUAGCUGUCAACCCCGACGGUGUCUACCAAAAGGAUCAGGUGGUUGGCAUCACCUCUUUCGAUCCCCAUUUCAUCUUGGUGGGCGGCAUCAACGCUCCAAAGAAAAUGGAAUGCCGGGGAACGGAUGGCAAGAUUCGUCCGAUGCUGCUCAAAGGGAAAGAUGAUUUGCGUCAGGAUGCCGUUAUGCAACAAGUGUUUUCUACAAUGAAUCUAUUCCUCGAGCAAGAUGAACAGACUAGACAGCGCAAAUUGAACAUCAGGACGUACAAAGUUGUGCCUUUAUCAAGAAGAAGUGGUCUACUUGAAUGGUGCGAAGGCACCAAUCCUAUUGGAUUUUUCCUUUUGGGAAAAGAUGGCAAAUCUGGCGCCCAUUCGCGAUACGCCAAGCCAGGCGACUUGUCGUCCGAAGAAGCCAGGAAGGAAAUGGCUAAUCUAAUGAACGUUAAAAGUUCAGACGAGCGGCUCCAGCGCUAUCGAGAAAUUUGUGCGCGUUUCCCGCCCGUAUUCAGACACUUUUUCCUGGAACAAUACUCAACGCCUUCCGUUUGGUUUGAAAAGCGUUUGAGUUACACACGUAGCGCUGCUGCUUCGUCCAUGGUCGGCUAUAUCCUUGGCCUUGGGGAUCGACAUCUUCAGAACAUUCUUAUCGACGAACACACAGCCGAACUGAUUCACAUCGAUCUCGGUAUUGCCUUUGAUCAAGGGACAGUUUUGCCCAUUCCGGAGUCAGUUCCAUUCCGUCUAACUCGCGACAUAGUCGAUGCUAUGGGCGUUUUGGGAGUAGAGGGCAUAUUCCGUCGGUGCUGUGAAUUCUCCAUGGAGGUGAUGCGGAAGCAGCAAGAUAGCAUCCUAACUUUACUAGAAGUGCUUCUCUACGACCCGCUUUAUGUAUGGACAGUUACGCCGCAAAAAGCGGCCGCUCUGCAGCAAAAACAAAAGAGUCUUAGCAAACGUCGUGGAUCUAACGUCUCUGAGAUUGUUGUGGACGACGAGUCUGUAGAUAACGAAGUAAACGAGUCGGCCAAACGGACUCUGGUUCGUCUGAGUCAGAAGCUCAGGGGAGUGGAAAAGGGAACUCCUCUGUCGGUGAGAGGCCAAGUAAACUUACUUAUACAGCAGGCCACCGACCCAGCGAAUUUGUACCGUAUUUUCCACGGCUGGAGACCUCAAGCCUGAUUGAAUUGUGUGCCAACGUCUGAUACGAAAGUUAUAAGCCUUUCCAUUUAAUUGUUUUUCCUAAAUUAAAUAUCACCCUAAAAAAAUCGUGUUUGUGAAUAUAUAUUGUUUCCGAAGAAUUUGAAUAAAAAAAAGAAGGUUCUCCUUAGAGAUUCAACAGGU
This is a messenger RNA of Daphnia pulicaria, 9083 nucleotides long. It is a transcript of the gene tefu, whose product is annotated as serine-protein kinase ATM-like. Gene Ontology annotation, molecular function: protein binding; protein serine/threonine kinase activity. The record is from RefSeq and is a predicted model, not a curated record. The coding region runs from base 69 to 8921 and encodes 2950 amino acids. The transcript is spliced from 11 exons. Lineage: Eukaryota; Metazoa; Arthropoda; Branchiopoda; Diplostraca; Daphniidae. Gene Ontology annotation, biological process: DNA repair.